AUGGCCGCCAAAGUUUACGUCGGAAACCUCUCGUGGAACACCACUGAUGACUCGCUCGCCCACGCCUUCUCGGCCUUCGGUCAGCUCACCGACUACAUUGUCAUGAAGGAUCGCGAGACCGGCCGCUCGCGUGGCUUCGGCUUCGUCACCUUCGCCACCCAGGGCGAGGCUGACGCCGCCAUCGCUGCCCUCAACGAGCAGGAGCUUGACGGCCGUCGCAUUCGCGUCAACAUGGCCAACUCGCGUCCCGCCGGCGGCAUGGGCGGUGGCUACGGUGGUGUUACCAGCCAGUACGGCGCCAACGCCUACGGCGGCGCUGGUGGCUACGGUGGUGGCUACGGCGGUCAGCCCGGUUUCCAGCCCCAGCAGGGCGGCUUCCCCCAGCAGGGUGGUUACCCCCAGCAGGGCGGCUACGGCGGCUACCAGCAGCCCGGAUUCCAGCCCCAGCAGGGCGGCUACGCUGCUCCCCAGCAGGGUUACGGCGCUCCCCAGCAGGGUGGCUACGGCGGCUACGGCGCCCAGCAGAGCUUCCAGCAGCCUUCGCAGCAGAACGGCGGCGGCUACAACGGCCAGGGCUACUAA
Molecule: messenger RNA, 582 nt
Organism: Moesziomyces antarcticus
Lineage: Eukaryota; Fungi; Basidiomycota; Ustilaginomycetes; Ustilaginales; Ustilaginaceae
Exons: 2
Coding region: 1-582 (193 amino acids)
Molecular function (GO): mRNA binding
Source: RefSeq, a predicted model, not a curated record